Molecule: messenger RNA, 1076 nt
Organism: Durusdinium trenchii
Lineage: Eukaryota; Dinophyceae; Suessiales; Symbiodiniaceae
Source: the annotation of a GenBank genome assembly
AGCUUUCUGCGGCUCGAGCGCUGGAAGCUUCAAGCUAAAAAAGCUCUUCAAGCCACAAGGAGAGAAGGUCUACCGCCACCCGGCCACAGAGAAAUUCGACCGAGAUGAAGAAGACGGAAGACCUUGAAGUGGACGAGGUGGUCGACAAGUGUCUGGAAGUGAAGGGAGGCAAGCCUGGUAAAUUGGUCCAGAUUCCGGAGAACCAAGUGAAGAGCCUUUGCACUUCUGUCCGAACAAUCUUCUUGGAUCAGAGUGCUUUGCUGGAGCUGGAAGCUCCUUUGAAGAUUUGCGGCGACGUGCAUGGCCAGUACCAUGAUCUCCUUCGCCUUUUUGAGUAUGGCGGCUUUCCACCGGAGAGCAACUACCUUUUCCUUGGUGACUAUGUGGAUCGCGGAAAGCAAAGUUUGGAGACGAUCAUCUUGCUUUUCGCGUACAAGGUGAAGUUCCCGGAGAAUUUCUUCCUCCUGCGUGGAAACCACGAGUGUGCAUCCAUCACCAGGAUCUAUGGCUUCUAUGAUGAGUGCAAGCGCCGGUACAACAUCAAAUUGUGGAAACAGUUCUGCGAUGUAUUCAAUUGCAUGUCGGUUUGCGCCAUUAUUGACGAGAAGAUCGUUUGUAUGCACGGCGGGCUCUCACCUGAAAUCAACAGCUUCGACCAGGUGAAGCGCAUCACUCGCCCUACUGACGUGCCGGAUACCGGUUUGAUUUGUGACCUUCUCUGGGCUGAUCCUGAUAAGGACAUUUCAGGCUGGGCAGAGAAUGAUCGCGGAGUAUCAUUCAUUUUUGGUCCAGACAUUGUGGCGAGCUUUUUGCAGAAACAAGAUAUGGACCUUGUCUGCCGGGCCCAUCAAGUAGUCGAAGAUGGCUAUGAGUUCUUUGCGAAACGCCAGCUCAUCACGCUCUUUAGCGCCCCCAACUACUGCGGAGAAUUUGACAAUGCUGGCGCUAUGAUGUCGAUCGACGACACGCUCAUGUGCAGCUUCAAAGUGCUAAAGCCCGUGAAGAAGAAGUGAACGAAGUCGUGAGAUAUAACGAAAUUCGAGAGAGCUGUCGUGAUCUUGAUCGAUGCUUCAAGA